AUGGCUCGGGGUAAAAUCAACGAUAAAAGGGUGCAUCACCAUGCCUCAGUUACUCAGUACUUCGAUACGGCCCCUAUCGACGAAUGGGCGUAUCAUGGUUUUUUAACUGCCGUGCGGUGUGACUUCAAUUUAAACGCUUCGGUCGCUGUAUUAAGAGCAACUUGGCGAAAGCGUUUCCUAAAUUACCUCAAAGAUAUCAAAGCGCACGAUGUGGACGAAGAACGACGUAGAGUUGCCUCAGAUCUAAUCUCAAAGGUUCCGUCCCUAACAGGAGUGUGGGUGUCGUCCUCGCAUAAUUUUUGUGGGCUCAUACAUCUUAUUGCACCGCUGAGGGGAGGUACCGUCCCUCAACUCAGUAUGGGUGCCGUCCUGAAACCCACGCUUGACGUCACGGAAUUUUGGAACUCUUAUGAAAAGAACAAAAGAAUUAAAGCAAAACAGUCAGAUGUUCAGGCAAAUGCACAGCUCACUGCAUUGGUAGUAAUUGAUGCUGCAACUGACCAACAAGGAGACAUACUUGUCAACCAGAUGUCAAAAUCUCUGAGCAAACAAUCAGACACACCAGAUACUAAAUGUGUUUCUUCCCUGGAUCAUGAUCGUGAAGGUGGCAACACUGGCAGCAGUGGCACUGAAUAUAAUAGCAAACUCAAUGCUGAUGAGAUUGAAUAUAGUAAUGAUUAUGACAAAGUCAGUGACCACAUUGAUAAUGGAUACAUAGAGCGUGUUGAAGAUGAGCCAAAAUCAAGCCCUCAAAGGCUGUGGAUCUUGCAAAGUGGGACAAAUGUCAGCUCUGUCCUUGCAGAGUAUGUGAAGACCAUCCCAAAUUCUCAGAAGUGUUUUGAUCCAGCAUACUGGAAUAUCCUGGACCUCACGGGUGAUAAUUCUGCAAUAAGGUGCCUAUUUUCAACUGAGGAUUGGACAGAAAUGUUGAGCAGCUUUGAACAAGAAGUUCAGCUAGUAGAGUCAGAAAUCUCAGAUGGCACACUAUACUUCUUUGACGAGCUUGAGAAGGUUGUCAAGGCUCAAGCGAGUGAUAUUGUCACAGCAAUCGAGCAGAUAUCUCCAAAGGCAAUCGAAAAAACAUACAAUAUUGUGCUUAGUUCUGAAGACCGAGAAAAUAUAGUUGUUAUUCGACGCGCUAUCACGGCAUAUGCCGAAAAUUUACGUGGUGUUGAUGUUCCAGUCUCUGAAGCGUCGUUCGAUAAUAUGUUUACAAACAUGCUCAUAAGGAAACUCCUUGACUUAAAGGAACUCAAGAUGGACGUCGGCGAAAUUGCUUGUUGGGCUUCAGCUCAACGGCGUAACGUUGGCCGGUCUGUUGUUCUCCGUGCCCGUGUAGGGCAAAAAUGUGACUUUCGAGGGACACUAAAAAAUAGCAUUAAUAGCGUCGAAGCUCUGAUUGGUCUUAGGAGUGGCGGGCUUCCCGAAACACAUAGAAAAAAGAUCUUCAUGGAUCGCAUGGAUCUGGCGGUGGCCCUUCGUGAUAUCGUCUUCCAGUUUUUUCGCUCUAAUUCGAAUGCGCCGGAUGAUGAGCUUCACAAGACUUACGUGAUUGGUAUGCAGUCAUGGGGGUGGACCCACGAGAUGUACGGCAUGGACUGCAAGGCCACAAAUAUAAUGCGAUUUGGGAGACUCCGCCAAACCAUACUCCCAAACACAACAGCGACACUACCAUGUUUAGAAAGGUUCAUAAUAACUAUGUUAGAUACCAAGGCGACUCUCAAAUCUAUAUGCGAGCAUGUAAAUAAUGUUGCCCUUGCACAUUCUCGAACAUAUCGAAAAAGAAAAAAUCUUGUGGAUAAAAAUGCAAUUGGCGGAUGUUUUGGAAAGGCUCCAGCAACACCGAUCAAAAAGCCGCGUAAGGAAAACACCGAUGAAUAG
This is a messenger RNA of Paraglomus brasilianum, 1881 nucleotides long. The record is from the annotation of a GenBank genome assembly. Lineage: Eukaryota; Fungi; Glomeromycota; Glomeromycetes; Paraglomerales; Paraglomeraceae.